CUGCCCAAUACGCUGUGCCGAGACGCGGUACCGCAAGAAACUGCCUUCGUCUCCACCCACAAAGCCCAGUGCGCUAUGUCUACCCACGACCUUGACAUCGGCAGGCAAAUGGAGAGAGAAGAGCAAUUAGAUUUCCAAGAUCCCUUACGACACCUGCGCGAGGACGAUGAGAUCUUGCCGCCACAACCACCAUCGGUGCAGAAUCAGACCGUCAAGCUUUCAUUUCCCUGUGGCCCCGCCGACAGCAGCAGGGCUGAAGAUCAAAUAGAGAUCUUUCUGAACGUCGAUGCCUCGCCCGGUUGCGGGGGCUUGGCAUGGCCUGCAGGAGAAGUUCUCGCAUCAUAUCUCGCUCGUAGAGGUCGGGGCUCCCUCGCGGGCAAAACGGUCCUUGAAUUGGGCAGCGGCACUGGGCUGGUAGGCUUGGUCGCAGGUCUGCUAGGCGGGAAGACAUGGAUCACCGACCAAUUACCGCUCUUGGAGAUCAUGAAAACAAAUAUCAACAUAAACAAGCUUGCUUGUUGCGUAGAAGCUGCGGAACUAAACUGGGGAGAACCAAUACCGGACUCAAUCCCUUGGCCUCCGGAUCUCAUCCUAGCCGCGGACUGCGUGUACUUCGAGCCUGCGUUCCCACUACUAGUGGAGACUCUAUCUGAAUUGGUGUCUGACCCACGGACGGAAGUCUUAUUCUGUUACAAGAAGCGUCGCAAAGCCGACAAGCGAUUCUUCACGUUGCUCCGGAAGAAGUUUACUUGGGAGGAGGCAGGUUCUUCCUCCACCCCAUCUCUCUCACGUCGUAAUUUUGACUCGCAUAUACAGGUGCUGGAUGAUCCGAACAGAGAAGUGUACACGAAAGAGGCCAUAUCUCUACUCAGGCUAUCGAAAAAG
Molecule: messenger RNA, 885 nt
Organism: Gloeophyllum trabeum ATCC 11539
Lineage: Eukaryota; Fungi; Basidiomycota; Agaricomycetes; Gloeophyllales; Gloeophyllaceae
Exons: 5
Source: RefSeq, a predicted model, not a curated record